This is a messenger RNA of Penicillium salamii, 1737 nucleotides long. Lineage: Eukaryota; Fungi; Ascomycota; Eurotiomycetes; Eurotiales; Aspergillaceae. The record is from the annotation of a GenBank genome assembly.
AUGGCUGACACGUCAGGAAAUGCGCUGAAGCGCCCUCACCCGGAGGAUCACGACAACAACUCCCAAAAGCGGACCCGCUCCAACAAUGGGUCUCCAGCGCCAGGUCAGGGAGGUGCUGCCCCGGGCAAACCAGAUAUUGCCAAAAUGGUGGCCGAGGCCAGGGCUAAGGCAGAUGCUGUGCGCGCUCGUUUACAAGCCGCGCGUGGUGGUGCGACAGCAUCACCGACACCACCCGCGACUGGUUCUGCAAGUCCUGCUCCGCCAGCACCCUCACCCGCUAUGUCAAAACUCGAACAGAUGAAGGCUAGAGUUGCUGCAGCUACUCAACGAGCCAGUGCGCCUUCCCAACCCCGACCAGCUGCGCCGGCACCAUCCUACCAACCUCCGACGCGCGACGAUGAGGGCAUGAGUAAAGCACGUGGUGGUCUCGAUGUUGGUCUUCACCCUGCACUUCUCUCGGAUGCCACCUCGGACUUCCGUAGCGGAAAGGGAAAGCAGGCCAAGCCCAAACGUGCGGGCGGGCCCCAGCUUGAUCUGUCUGGCCCGUCUGUGGAGGAGAUCAAGAACAACCCGUACUUUGACCCAAGUCUCAACCCUAAAGCAACAGUGGCCAAGCCACGACAGUCUCGCCAGCUUCUCUUCAACCAGAAAGGAAAAUACAUUCAACAGGCUGCGGCUCUGCGCAGACAGGCACAGUUGGAAGCCAUGAAAAAGAGAAUUGCCGAGAAAGCACGACAGGCCGGUCUCGACGAGGAAAUGGACGUCGAGAAGGCAUUCCUGGUUCCUGCUCCCCCAGCCAUAGAAUGGUGGGAUGAGGGUCUUGUUACUGGCGGCGACUAUUCUGCAAUUGAGAACCAACAAAAUAUCAAAAUUGAUACCCCCGACACUAUCAUCACCAACUAUAUCCAGCAUCCUAUCCAGCUAGAACCUCCACAGGAAAAGCAUGUGCCUGCCCAAAAGGCUAUGUACCUGACUCCUAAGGAACAGGCCAAGAUUCGCCGGCAGCGACGCGCAGCAGACCUCAAGGAGGAGCAGGCCAAGAUCCGACUUGGUCUUGUGGAAGCACCUGCCCCCAAAGUCAAGAAGUCUAAUCUUAUGCGGGUUCUCGGAGAACAAGCUGUUAAGGAUCCUACGGCCGUGGAAGCACGUGUCACCAGGGAGAUUGCAGAUCGGAAGGAGGCGCACGAGCAUGCAAAUGAAGAGCGCAAGUUGACAAAGGAGCAACGACAUGAGAAGCUGGCAGCUCAGAAGGAGAAAGAUGCUUCUCUGGGCAUCUUCCAAUCUGUGUACCGCAUUGACAGCUUGGCAAGCGGCCGGAACCGCUUCAAGAUUGGCAAGAACGCGGAGCAGAAUAAUUUGACGGGAAUUUGUGUCAUGCAUCCCAAGCUGAAUCUUGUGGUUGUUGAGGGGGGCAAGCACUCCAUUAACAACUACCGAAAGCUGAUGGUGAACCGCAUUGAUUGGACCGAAAACCCUGGUUCGGAUCGAGCUUCUGCUGAUAGCCCUGAAGCCCAAGUGGCAUGGCUAUCCACGCAAGAUGAAAAAGGAGAACCUCGUGACUUCAGCCAGAAUACAUGCAAUCUCAUCUGGGAAGGCCAAGCCAAGGGUCGAUCGUUCAAGAGGUGGUUUGGUGCCCGUGUCUGUGAAACAGACUCAGCGGCCAAAGAUGCUUUGUCCAGGGCCAAGAUGGAGAACUUCUGGACUCUCGCGAAGAGCGCUAAGCCAGCUGAAUUCUAA